Messenger RNA from Corylus avellana, 1666 nucleotides. Its product is annotated as Protein kinase superfamily protein. Gene Ontology annotation, biological process: phosphatidylethanolamine biosynthetic process; phosphatidylcholine biosynthetic process. Gene Ontology annotation, cellular component: cytoplasm. Gene Ontology annotation, molecular function: choline kinase activity; ethanolamine kinase activity. The record is from RefSeq and is a predicted model, not a curated record. NCBI's taxonomy places the organism in Eukaryota, Viridiplantae, Streptophyta, Magnoliopsida, Fagales, Betulaceae.
UUCCAACAGAACAUUCCCAAUAAUAAAACCAAACGCUCCCGCGUUCAUCAGUUCUCUUAACAUCUCAUUCUCCUCUCGGUACGGUUCUCCUCCCUGCGCUUCACGUUAUCAUCCUCCUCAGUGAAGGGAAAUCCUCCGAGCCGAUCCUCUUCCUUUCAAGGUCAGCUUGUUUCCACAUUUAGAAGUUUGAUUUGCCCGAAACUGUCUUAAGCAAUAUUGUUUGGUAUUCCGUGGUGUUUCAUUAUGGGAGCUGUAGAAGAGCCCUUAAAAAAUAAAGAGGAUCGUUUACCAGGUGAAGCAAAGGAGAUUCUAAAAUCAUUGGCUGUCAACUGGGGGGAUGUGCUUGACACAAGUGACUUACAGGUCAUUCCUCUUAAAGGUGCAAUGACCAAUCAGGUUUUUCAAAUAAAGUGGCCAACAAAGACGGAGGAUGUCUCUAGAAAAGUUCUAGUUAGGAUCUAUGGUGAGGGUGUGGAAGUCUUCUUUGACCGGGAUGAUGAAAUCCGGACAUUUGAGUUCAUCUCAAAGCAUGGGCAGGGACCUCGUCUUCUAGGGCGGUUUUCAAAUGGGAGAAUUGAAGAGUUCAUCCAUGCAAGGACACUAUCAGCAUCUGAUCUGCGCGAUCCAGAAAUAUCUUCUCUUAUAGCGUCUAAAAUGAAGGAGUUUCAUGAUCUUGAUAUGCCUGGUCCAAAGAAUGUCCGGCUGUGGGAGAGAUUACGAAAUUGGCUACGUGUGGCCAAGAGUUUGGCUUCCCCUGAAGAAUCUAAAGCCUUUUGCUUGGAUACCAUAGAAGAGGACAUCUCUAUAUUGGAAAAGGAGCUUUCACAGGCUCAUUACCACAUAGUAUUUUGCCACAAUGAUUUGCAAUAUGGUAACAUAAUGAUCGAUGAAAAGACCAAUUCCAUAACCAUCAUUGAUUAUGAGUAUGCAAGUUACAAUCCUGUUGCAUUUGACAUAGCAAAUCAUUUUUGUGAGAUGGCUGCUGACUAUCAUACGGAAACGCCCCAUAUUCUGGACUUUAGUAAAUAUCCUGGUUUGGAGGAGCGUCAAAGAUUUGUGCGUAUAUAUUUUAGUUCAUCAGGUAAUGAAUCUAGUAAUGUUGAAGUGGAGCAGUUACUUCAAGAUGUUGAGAAGUAUACACUUGCGAGCCAUCUGUUUUGGGGCUUAUGGGGAAUAAUAUCGGAACAUGUGAAUGAAAUUGAUUUUGACUACAUGGAAUAUGCAAGGCAGAGGUUUCAACAAUACUGGUUAAGGAAGCCUGCUCUAUUGGGCUCUGUUGGUGCUUCCUCUGAUAGUGCGACUGUUGGUAACUGUGCUAUCUAGUUCUUGAGAUGUGUUCUCUUUAUUGCUGCUAUGUAUAUCUGUUGUUACAUAGAGGAACCUAUCGGAUUUCGUUAUGUUCCAGUAUCUCAAUGUAUGAUGUUAAAAAGUGGUUGUUGAGGAUUUUUCUGGGUGUCCUUUACAAACUAGGGUAUGGUUUGAGGAAUUUUAGUUCUUGUUACACAUGCUCAUAUUCCAAUUUGUUUCAUUGCUUUUACUGUUUUGAACUUGUAAUGUUGUAUCUUCUUGCAAUGGAAAUUAUAUUAGAUGACAAGUUUGUGGAUUUUGGAUAUGUUACCUCAUAAAUGUGGAGGCAGUUCAGCAGUACUCAGGAAUUUGUUUUUCA